Molecule: messenger RNA, 708 nt
Organism: Podospora anserina S mat+
Lineage: Eukaryota; Fungi; Ascomycota; Sordariomycetes; Sordariales; Podosporaceae
Exons: 2
Coding region: 1-708 (235 amino acids)
Molecular function (GO): acyltransferase activity, transferring groups other than amino-acyl groups
Source: RefSeq, a predicted model, not a curated record
AUGGUCCACGUCGUCCUCCCCGCCCUCAUUCCCGACAUCAAGCGCGUGUAUGAUUCCUACUUUGCCGCCUUCCACCAUGACCCCAUGGGCGAGAUCAUGCUCAACAUCCUCUUCCCCGGAGGCAAUGUGAACUCACCAGAGUUCCGUGAGGAACACGCCAAGGGCACCCUCGCUUGGUGGCAUCAGUCUGAUUCCCAAUACACCUACAAGUGCGUCGACACCGACAAUGGCGACAUUGUCGGCAUGGGUCUCAUCGAUGUGAUUCUGCGCCGCCGCUCCGUGGAGGAGCGCGCCUUCCAAGGUGUUCCAUGGCUCCAAGGCGAGGCCAAGGAGCGCGCUGAGAAGGUUCUCAAGCCCCUUCACGACAUGCAUGCCCACGUCAUCGGUGUCCUCCCCGAACACCAGGGCAAACAGGCCGGUGCCGCCCUUGCUGGCUGGGGUCUCAGCUUCGUCGACUAUACCAACCUGCCCAUGUACUUUGAGGCCUCGCCCUCCUCGGUCGGCCUCUACGAGAAGCUGGGCUACGAGCGUCUCAAGGAGACCAUCGUUCACAAGGCCGAGACGCUCGGCACUGCCACUGAUAUCUCGGUGCCUCUCAUGGUCAAGAUGCCCAAGUCUGCCGGUGGCAUGAGCUUUUAUGAGUGGAAGGAGAAGGGCUACCCCAAGUUCAACGCUGCCACUCCGGUCUCCAAGAAGCAGAAGCUCUAA